CUGCCCUGAUAAAGACCAUCCUACCCGUUCCAAACACACUGCAAAGUCUCCCCCCCGAGCACCACCCACAACCCUAUCACCCAUAUACACAUACAGCCCACUAUGGAGGACUCAAACGAAUAUGAGCGGCUCCGUCAAGAAAACAUUCUGAAAAACAAAGAGCUACUCCUGCGACUCCGACUGGACGCCGCCUCUGUCGGUACCACCAAAAGAGCCGCAAUAUCGUCCAGCGGCAGCGCUAGCAAACCGAAGAACCGAAGCGUGAAGAAAGAGCUCCAAAGUCCUUUGCCGACAAGAAAGUCUUCUCGCCUUGCCGGUUUGCCAGCAGAUUCUGAGGUCGCUAAAAGAAAGUACGAGGAGGGUGUUGCUGCUCUUCAGGAGGCAGAGAAGGCCAAGAGGGCGAGGGUCGCUGGAGAUCUAAGCUUUGAAAUUCGACAAGGUUUGAUUGACGUUACCAAGAGCGCCAGGUUUGAGAGGACAUUUACAGACGAAAAUGUCAAGGAAACCACGGAUAAGGAUCUUAGAGCGAUGAGGCAGGAAAUGAUGGGGUUGAGGCUUUACGACCAGCACCUUCCGAAUGGCAAGUUAACCAAAGAAGCAAAAAAUCUACAAAACCUUCAGACCCCACCACCGCAACGAAUUCCUCCAUUAACUAUUUCUGAUUUAGAUGGGAACCCUCGUCAAUAUAAAGUGCACUCUCGAACAAUAUCCACCUUUACUUUUGAUCCUAUCUCUGCCACAAGCCUUUACACAUCUUCCUAUGACGGGAGUGUACGAAAGUUCGAUCUGGCCACUGGUGUGGCCUCUGAGGUUUUUGUCGCAGAAGACGGUGAUGCCUUGAGUGGUGUUGAAGUUCACGAUACCAACAUUCUUUACUUUUCCACAUUAGACGGUCUUUUCGGCAGACGGGAUCUAAGGCAGAGGGAGACAGACAUAUGGACUUUGCAUGAGAAGAAAAUAGGAGGCUUUUCCACCCACCCACGUGCCCCUCACCUUGUCGCUACCGGUUCUCUAGACCGCACCCUCAAAAUCUGGGACCUUCGAAAAGUCGUCAAAACAUCCGAAUACCGAACUCUCGCGUUAGUAGCCGAACACCCCAGCAGACUAAGCGUCAGCUGUGCUCUUUGGUCUUCAACCGGAAGCCUAGCCACAACCUCCUACGAUGAUACUAUUAAGAUCUAUAAAUUCCCUGACGCCGUUAGAUGGGUUACCAUCCUUCGUGCCCAAUGGCAGCAAGCACCCCCCAACGGGCAGCAAAAGCUCGUCAUAGCAAAUAUGAGCAGAUUCCUAGACGUCUACUCCGAGAACGGCGAGCAACUAGCCCAACUAUCACACGAGAGCGUUACGACUGUUCCUGCGGCAGCCCAAUUCCACCCGACCCGGGAUUGGAUUGCUGGCGGAACUGCCAGCGGUAAGGUGGUCCUAUUCGUUUAG
This is a messenger RNA of Tuber melanosporum (Perigord truffle), 1434 nucleotides long. RefSeq lists its product as uncharacterized. The record is from RefSeq and is a predicted model, not a curated record. Bases 103 to 1434 code for a protein of 443 amino acids. Gene Ontology annotation, biological process: regulation of DNA damage checkpoint. Gene Ontology annotation, molecular function: DNA binding; protein binding. Lineage: Eukaryota; Fungi; Ascomycota; Pezizomycetes; Pezizales; Tuberaceae. The transcript has 5 exons. Gene Ontology annotation, cellular component: nucleus.